Mustela erminea (ermine) is the source of this 2700-nucleotide messenger RNA. It is a transcript of the gene MPLKIP, whose product is annotated as M-phase specific PLK1 interacting protein. The transcript is spliced from 2 exons. The record is from RefSeq and is a predicted model, not a curated record. NCBI's taxonomy places the organism in Eukaryota, Metazoa, Chordata, Mammalia, Carnivora, Mustelidae. The coding region runs from base 269 to 808 and encodes 179 amino acids. Gene Ontology annotation, cellular component: centrosome; nucleus; midbody.
CAGGCCUUUGUUUGCUGCAGCCGCGUUCGGCUUUUGACCUUUUUCUUUCUCUUGCCUUUAUUUAAAUCUGCUUGAUCUCUGCCCAAUUCAGUAACCCACUUCUACCGUGCGCCUGCCAGAACCUUUGUGAGGCCGGAACCAAUAUGCUGUGCCUCGAUGGCGGCCGGAGGACUGUUUUGGCCCGGACCACCAAGUCUGUGAGAAGGGUUGGUCGGGACAGUUCCGGCGGGAGAAGGCGGCGGUGAGGUCCUCGUCUUCGUCUCCUGAGAUGCACCGACAGAGUUUUCGACCCCCGACUCCUCCCUACCCCGGCGCGGGUGUAGGAGGUUGGGGUAGCGGGAGCAGCUUCCGGGGUACCCCGGGCGGAGGCGGACCGCGGCCGCCCUCCCCUCGGGACGGGUACGGGAGUCCGCACCACACGCCGCCGUACGGGCCCCGGUCUAGGCCCUACGGGAGCAGCCACUCUCCGCGACACGGCGGCAGCUUCCCGGGGGGCCGAUUCGGGUCUCCGUCCCCUGGCGGCUACCCUGGCUCCUACUCCAAGUCCCCCGCGGGGUCCCAGCAGCAAUUCGGCUACUCCCCAGGGCAGCAGCAGACCCACCCCCAGGGUUCUCCAAGGACAUCUACACCAUUUGGAUCAGGGCGUGGUAGAGAAAAAAGAAUGUCUAAUGAGUUGGAAAAUUAUUUCAAGCCUUCAAUGCUUGAAGACCCUUGGGCUGGCCUAGAACCAAUAUCUGUAGUGGAUAUUAACCAGCAAUACAGCAAUACUCAAACAUUCACAGGCAAAAAAGGAAGAUACUUUUGUUAACAUUUCUGAAAUUCACCCGGAAGCUUCAUGUGUCAGGAACAUCUUGGACAAAACUUUUACUCCUGUAAUUAAGUUGAACCCUAAGAUGGUGACUUUGAAUAAUUAGUUCAGUCUUCUUGGUAUUUUUCAUCUUAUCAAGUAUUGUUGAGAUUAGAGAAGACAUACAGUAGAGUAAUUUGCAAUAUUUAGCUCUUUGGAAGUGCCUACCACAUUUUAGAAGAUUCACAGUUUCCAAAUAUUUAACGUUCAUGGUUAUAUAAUGGACAUUUGUCUUUCAGUGGUUUUCCAAUGUUUUAAAAUAAAACAUUUCGUCUUUUUAGAUAUAUUGUGGUUUUGUCAUAUGCUAAAGAAGUAGAAUUAUUAAAAUAUUGCCUGUAAUCACUUGCUUAGCAUUCAUAGGUAAAUAUUUUGCAUACUACUUUUGAAAAUGAAAUAAACCAUCCUUAGAGAUACAGACAGUUAUAUAUUUGUUCACAGGGAAAGAGGGUGAAUGAAGAGAACAGAAAAGAAUUCUAUUCAUAUUUAUUAUAACCAUUGUUCUUUGUGCAUAUUUUAUGUAAUGCUUUUGUAAAUGCAUUGAAACUUGAAAGUCACAGAAACCCACUUAAAGGGUAUUUAUACUUUUUAUAUUCAUUUAACUGGAAAAGGCAAUGAUAGAUCAUAGCUAGGUUAAAGUGUUCUGUAUCUGAAUUUCUCAGCAUCUCUCUAUAUUUUGGAGUUAUUUUCUCUUGAGCCAAGGAAGAUGGGUACCAGCAUUCUGAAAUCACUUCCUUUGUGAAGAGAACAUCUCCCAACACUGUCCAUCCCAAGAAAGACCGAUUUGUCCUACCUGGAUCAUGUUUCUGUGUUCCUGAACCAAGCAAUGAGGCCUAAUUAGCUUGAGCUAUGAGCUAUGUCUCCCCUAUAAUGAGACAGGGCUCCACUAGGCCUGCGUGGAUUAGAAAAGUGGUUUUCCAAAGGAAGGGAUGCUACACGUGUAUACCUGAAUUAACUAUUUCUUCCCAAAUAUUUUAACAAAACUAAGUCUUCUAACGUUCGGGCUUUUUAGAUAUUUUGAUAUCACAACAUGAUGAAGAUAAAGCUAGUUAAAAUUCUCUUUAAACAUUCCCAAAAAGAAACAUCUAAAAAUGAAAUGGUCACACAACCUGUUUGAGCCAUACUCAGUUUCUUACCUCUUGGGUCUCAGAGGCAAAGAAGAAAAGCAGAGGGAAAGAGUUUAGACUAAUAGAAGCUCCACAACAGCCAGGACUAUUUGUACCAAUUAAAAGCUGGAUGAGUUAUUUAACUUCUCUAUGCCUCAAUUUUUUCAUAUGUAAAAUGAAAAUAGUACCCAUGUCAUAGAGGUGUUGUGUUUGAGGAUUAAAAGGGUUUAUAUGUGUGCAACUCUUAGGCCAGAGCCUGGCACAUAGUAAGCACUCAAUAAAUGGUAGCUAUUACUUUCUCAUUCACCCCUAUAAAGCCUCAGGUGCUAGAAUGAUGUCUGGGGAAAUAGUAGGUGCUUAAUAAAUAUUUGGUGAAUGAAUGCAAGCAUUCUGAUUAUAACUACUGUAUUGCUCUGCCUUGUCUCCUGUUAUAAAAGGAAUAGUAAAUUAGUAAUUUUCCCCAGUAUUUUAAAGGAAAUGUCUUUAUUCUCUAACGUCUUUCCCAGAUGAUUUGAGGUCAUGAAGUGUGAUGAAAAUUAGAGCAAAUGGAAUACUUUUGUAAACCUUUUAAUGAAUUUUAGAGGUAAGAAAUACUAUCUUUAGGAAGUGGCAUUUGGAAAUAAUUAUUAAACCACCUCUUAGAGAUCACUGGCUUAUUGGCAAAGAUGAAAAAGGAAGUGAGAAAGGAUUUUGUGCCAUUGUAUUCAUUGUAUUCAUAGUGUAUUUGGAAGAUAUACAAAUUGUAACAGU